CUCCUCUCCUCCACACACGCCUCCUCGAGAUAACUCACACUUAUUCGCGAUAACCACUUUUCUUAUAGAUCGGACUAAUUAUUUAAGACUGGAAAACGGUUUAGCUGAAGUGACAGAAACGAGACAGGGGCCGUGAAGUGAACAUCACACAUUUCCGGGCUCCCUGUCCAAUGAAAAUGUUUCAGACCGUCCCCGACACUUCGUCUUACGUCAAGGAGGCACUGUCAGUGGUGAGUGAAGACCAGUCUCUGUUUGAGCCUCCUUACGCUGCUGCCGCUCCAUUACCCAAGACAGACAUGACUGCGUCCGGCGCACAGGAUUACGGACAGCCCCACAAGAUCAACCCUCUUCCCCCCCAGCAGGAAUGGAUCAACCAGCCUGUCCGGGUCAAUGUCAAACGAGAAUAUGAUCACAUGAAUGGAUCCAGCAGAGAGUCCCCGGUGGACUGUAGUGUGGCUAAAUGCAAUAAGAUGGUCGGUGGGACUGAUGCAUCUCAGAUGAACUAUACUGGCUACAUGGACGAUAAGAAUGCUCCGCCCCCAAACAUGACAACCAAUGAGAGGAGAGUUAUUGUCCCAGCAGACCCUUCUCUCUGGUCUCCAGACCACGUACGGCAGUGGUUAGACUGGGCCAUUAAAGAGUAUGGUCUUCAGGAGAUCGACACGGCCAUGUUCCAUAACACAGAUGGAAAAGAACUUUGCAAGAUGAGCAAAGAGGACUUCCUGCGCCUUACCACCGUUUAUAACGCAGAGGUCCUUCUCCAACAUCUCAAUUACCUCAGGGAAAGCAGCUCAUCGAUAUCGUACAACACACCAUCUCAUACCGACCAGUCUCCUCGUCUGGCUGCCAAAGAAGAUGCGUCUUAUGAGGCUGUACGGAGAGCAGGCUGGUCAAACAGUAUUCACAGUGGAAAAGGCUCUCCAACAGUCGUGUCUCAAAACGUAUCCAAGAACACUGAGCAAGCUCGGCCUCAGCCAGACCCUUAUCAGAUAUUAGGACCCACCAGCAGUCGACUCGCAAACCCAGGAUCAGGUCAGAUUCAGCUGUGGCAGUUUUUGCUUGAACUUCUUUCCGACAGCGCCAAUGCCGGCUGCAUAACCUGGGAGGGGACCAACGGAGAGUUCAAGAUGACAGAUCCAGACGAGGUGGCGCGUCGCUGGGGCGAGCGCAAGAGCAAACCCAACAUGAACUACGACAAACUGAGCCGCGCCUUGCGCUACUACUACGACAAAAACAUCAUGACCAAAGUGCACGGAAAACGCUACGCCUAUAAGUUUGACUUCCACGGCAUUGCUCAGGCCUUGCAGCCUCACCCGACCGAGUCAUCCAUGUACAAGUACCAAAACGAGCUGCCUUACGUACCCAGCUACCACACCCACCAACAGAAGGUCAACUUCGUUUCGCCACAUCCACCCUCGAUGCCCGUCACUUCCUCUAAUUUCUUCGGGCCCACCACCCCGUACUGGAGCUCACCAACGGGAAUUUAUCCUAAUCCGAGCAUGCCGCGGCAUUCCAACACUCACGUGCCUUCCCACCUAGGCAGUUACUACUAACGCUCUUCACUUCUCACCCUAUAUGCCAAAACUUGAACUGCACUCGGAGAGAAUAAUUAAAUGGAAGCUGGAUAAGGAAAACGUGGAAGUAUGACUUUUGUUUGUUUUUGAAGAGGCAAAAAAAUGUACAAAGAAGGAAAUGUUGGAAAAAGCUGGAAAAUGUAAGUAGAGAGGAGAAAGGCGGACCAAAUCAUGGCAGAUACUCUUCAGAUGGAAUACUACUUAUUCAAAGGACAAGUGGCUUUUUGUUCAACGUUUGUUUUGGAGAGUGCGUGCGUGCGUGCGUGUUGCUAAAUGCUCUUGUGCCUUUCUACAGCCGAAAGCUGCACCAAUAAGCCUUCUACCAAAUAAAGACCACGCUAUAGCGUAGAAAUCGGUGAACGACCGAAAAUAUGAAUCACUGUAAACUCACCCUGUGUGUUAAUGCAAUUGUGAACCGAGUGUUUGUAUUUGUUGGACCUAGUCCCUGUUUCUCUUUGGAUUUUAUCUUGGUUACAUGAAUUUGUCUUUUUUUUUAGUGACCAAAACGUUUUCGCUGCAUGUGGCAAAAUCUGGCAACUGGAAAAAUGGAAGGGUUCACCCGUCAGGUGGAUUUUUUCAUUGAGAGCUUCUCAGGCUAGCUGGCUAAAGCUAAACUAACUUUUCAUCUUUAGCAGUCCUCUGUGCUGAUGACCAAGAUGGUGUCGAUGUGAAAGUAUUAUAAAUGAUAGAUCAUUUGCAUAUCUUUAUCUAUAUGUAAGUCCCGUGUAAAUGCAUAAGUUGUCUCAGCGCUCUUACUGUCUGGCGGGAUUCGUGUUUGCAUCCCCCUCACUGGCCAGUGAACGUCCAUUCGAUUUCAUCUCAAAAUAGCCAAUAUGCCAAGUGUCAAUUUAGUUCAAAUGAAAUUGAUUUACAUUCCUCUAUGUCUUAAAACUUUUUUGAUAACUGAAUGUGGGCAUCAUGCAAGUACCUCUGUUAAAAUAAAAAAAAUUAAACAUAUAAAACAACAACACAUAAAGUUGAAACCAGAGAUUCGCGAACGCUGUGCGUUUGUCAGACCUAUUUGCUUGUUUUUUGUUUUGUUUUUUGAUCAAAGGUCAACUAGGCAUUAAGCAUCUUACUGUAUAAAUUAUGCAGAGCUAUUUUCAUAUGUGACAGUGUUAAAAUCAUACGUUAAUACGAGUUGACCUCGGUCAAAAUGCAAACUUUUUUUAUCAGUAACUGAAAGUAGUUUGUACUACAUAGGUGUUUUGUAUCUGUACAUAUGGGCGAUAAGUUUAUGAAUGUUUUGUAGUAAUUUUCGGAAAAUGCUUUUUUUGAAAAGCCUUGUGCAUUGCCAUGACAAUAGGAAAGUUAUUUUGAUAUGUAUUUUUUAUUCCUUGAAAAGCAAACGUCUUACCAAAACCUCAGGCUUGGAGACAAUCUGUUUUUACAUAAAUCAAGGUUUACCACACUUCCAAUGCCAAUUGCCUUUAAGCCAAUCACCAGUGUUGGUUAACCUAAUAUGUGCCAAAAAAUAGUUUUGACAGUGUUAUACAAGUGUUGGUUUCCUGUACAGUAACAGUUAAACAACAUGUAAUUAAAAAGUCACAUUAAUUCAUCUCUUUUAAGGGAUCACUCUCGGAUAUGAAGGAAUUGUGCUAGUUUAUAUAUGCAAUGUAUUUUGGAUAUUAAAUUUAUGACUAUAUAAAUAUAUAUGAAAUAUUGCAAUUAAUCUUUUUGUUAAUUUUGUUGUUUGCAAUUUAUGAAGUAUUGCCUUUGUAAAAGGGUUUGUAUAGGUAAAAUGUGACAAAAUAAAUGUUUUUACAUCAAAAA
This is a messenger RNA of Paramisgurnus dabryanus, 3347 nucleotides long. Lineage: Eukaryota; Metazoa; Chordata; Actinopteri; Cypriniformes; Cobitidae. The record is from RefSeq and is a predicted model, not a curated record.